Chaetomium fimeti is the source of this 1747-nucleotide messenger RNA. RefSeq names its product mitochondrial import inner membrane translocase subunit Tim54. The record is from RefSeq and is a predicted model, not a curated record. Gene Ontology annotation, cellular component: intracellular membrane-bounded organelle; membrane; cytoplasm. The transcript is spliced from 2 exons. Lineage: Eukaryota; Fungi; Ascomycota; Sordariomycetes; Sordariales; Chaetomiaceae. Bases 226 to 1635 code for a protein of 469 amino acids. Gene Ontology annotation, biological process: phosphorylation; sphingosine biosynthetic process.
AUUUGAGCCGUUUGCGACUCCAACAUCGACGUAGUUCAGUGAUGAGGUGAUCAUAAACUCGACAUUUGGAGAUUCUAUUCGCACUUUCUGUUGUGAAAAGUGGCGAGGCCUAUCGACCUUCUUCCCAAACCGAAAAGCCUUCCCAGAGGCCGGCGCAAGCCCAAUGUGCUUGUAGUGCCGUUGAAUCUCCCUCAAAGGAAAUUCAGAAACAGACUCGGAGCCACCAUGGCCGAUCCGACGCCUACACCACCACCGCCGCCGGCUGCCGAUGCUGCGCCGAAAGCACCCCCUCGAAACCAGGCUCUGCGCAUGCUGGGUCUGCCUGCCCUCCCCCGCAAACUACCAUCUCGGAACUGGAUGAUAUUCUGGACCAUCUCGGGCGCGAUAACGGCGGGGAUAAUCUACGACAAGCGCGAGAAGAAGAGGGCCAUCGCAAAAUGGUCGCAUGCAGUUGAACAUCUAGCUAGGGAACCGCUACCCGACAACAGCCUCGGCCUCGCGCAACCGCGCAAGCUGACCAUCUACCUCUCAAGUCCGCCCGGCGACGGCCUGCGCGUUGCUCAGGACCACUACACCGAGUAUGUGAAGCCAAUUCUAGCUGCCAGUGGGCUGGACUGGGAGUUUGUGCAGGGCCGUCGGGAGGGUGAUGUGCGCGCCUACGUGGCUGAGCGUGUGCGUCGGCUCCGCCGCGGCUGGGAAAACGGCGACGAGCUAGACCCGACAAAGGAGCCCACCAAGGAGGAGAUUGUUGAGGCAUUCCGCAAAUCGCGGGGUAUCAAGGACUACGACGGCGUACGGGGCGAUGUUGUCAUUGGGAGGCACACAUGGAAAGAGUACGUCAGAGGCUUACACGAGGGUUGGCUGGGUUCCCUUGCGCCGCCUCCAGAACCGCUUCCGGUAACCCCCACUGCGGAAUCGAUCACGGAUGAUAAGUCCGCUGAAGGCCAAUCUUCCGAAGACAAACCCGCCGAAGACAAGCCUGCCGAAGAGAAGCCCGCGGAGGAGGCAAAGAAGCCCAAGAGGCCGCCUCAGCCAAGGCCCCACAACACCACAGCCGACUACUCUACGGCAUUCCUCCCUCCUCGCGCCCCUAACGAGUUCGAUCCCUCCGCACCCAUCAACGAGCCCCACCUCCUCGGUUUCUUAAACACACCAACCCGCCUCUACCGCUUCUUCAACCGCCGCAAGCUGGCCGACGACAUCGGCCGGGAAGUCGCCGCCGUGUGCCUCUGCACCUACCGCGAGUACCAGCAGCUCGCGGCCGACGCUGACGCCGCCAGCCCAACAGACUCUAGCGAUCAGCCACAAUGCGAGCAACAGAAGGAGUUGGCGUGGGAAGAGAAGGACUGGGUCAAGACAGUCUGGAAGGAGGAUGACCCGAAAGAUACCGAGGCCGCCGAGGUUACCGAGAAGAUUCACGCGAAACCCAUCAUCAUGGACUCACGCAUCGCCGAGCGCAUGCGCCGUUUCCAGCUGCUGCCCGAGGACGAGGAGCGGAUCGGCAAGAUUGUGGUGCCCGAGGAGGAGGUCGAGGGGUGGACCAAGGGGAAGUUGCGCCAGCUGUACCGGUGGGGUGCGAGGAAGGCUUUCGAAAAGAAGAAGGCAUCGCCUUUGGACGGCGAGGAUGUGGACUGAAGAGCGGGAGUCAGGUGUUGUUGCAUGAAGGAUGUACUUGUAUGACUGCUGGGUUUAAAUGUUGGAGUAUCACGGUGCAUAGCUGUGGUCACAGCGCCCAUAUUGUAAGACU